AUGUCUGACAAUGAAGAUCGAGAUUCCGUCGCUGUCGACCUCACGCAACAAAAGAAGAACAGAACAACGGCGAGGAGACAACUCACCACGAUAAUGAAACAGAUCGAAACACUCAUUGCAGACUACGAUAAACAAGAAGCUGGCAUUGCAAAACAUUUCUCAAUUAUUCGAUGUCUCGAAAGAAAUCCCAUUCUCUGGACUGAAUUCUAUGAUACGUACAACGCUGCUAUUCAUUCAGACAAUCAGUUGUCUAAUGUCCAGAAAUUCACGUAUCUCCGAAGUUUUCUUGGAGGCGAAGCUAAGCGACUCAUUGAUGGACUUGCCAUGACUGACGUAAAUUAUGAUACUGCCAUUGAACUUCUCGAGAAACGGUAUGGGAACAAGCAAGACAUCAUUAACGCCUACAUGACGGCUCUAUGGGACAUUGUCUCUGGAGCAUGUUUGCUACACUCCUCAUUCUCAUUACAAUGA
This is a messenger RNA of Saccoglossus kowalevskii, 471 nucleotides long. RefSeq lists its product as uncharacterized. The record is from RefSeq and is a predicted model, not a curated record. Lineage: Eukaryota; Metazoa; Hemichordata; Enteropneusta; Harrimaniidae.